UAAUUUAGAUCGAUUUUCUACUCAGAGUUUCUAUUAAGCUCAAACUUAGCUUGUGGCGACAGGCUGACACCAGCUGGGCUCGUUGACAAUAUGAUAGCAGGCCAAACUAAUCGUUAUGCCAGUCCCUUUUUUUAUUUGUCCGAAUAUUUUAACGCAGACAAGCAACACGAGACCUCCACACAUCAAUCAUCACCAGCAUAUCGCGUGCCUUAUUACCUUGCUCUCUCUGUCCCGGGCCCGGGGCCAGACUUGCUCAGUGCCUUGGCAACCACGAGACGCUAUACCCAGAAGCCGCCGGCCGCCAUCGAUGGUCGCCGUCUUCAACAAGGACGUCCUGAGCUGGUACCUCAUCACCAUCAAGCUCAGGGAGGCCGUCGACGCCAACCUCCAGAAGUCCUCACCGGCGCCGCAGUGGCAGCCACGGAACCUGCCGCUGCCCACCAACGGCGCGUCGUCGCCACCGUUCCAGCGCCAGGAGCAGGACCGCCCUGGCGCGACCGUCACCCGGUCCCGGGCGCAGUCCCCGGCGCACAGCCCCAAGCCGCAGGACUCGGAAUGGGUGAUCACCAUCCGCGGGAAGCUGGCGCAGGCGCGCGCCGAGGAGGCGGCGUGCCCGUGGGCCCGCCUGUCCGUGUACCGCGUGCCCAAGUGCCUCCGGGACGGCGACGAGCGCGCCUACACGCCGCAGGUGGUGUCCAUCGGCCCGCUCCACCACUGCAGGCGCCGGCUGCGGGAGAUGGAGCGUCACAAGUGGCGCGCGCUGCACCACGUCCUCAAGCGCACGGGGCACGACGUCACGGCGUACCUCGGCGCCGUGCGGCCGCUGGAGGAACGGGUGCGCGCCUCCUACGAGGGCCGCGCCGCCGGGAUGGCGAGCAAUGAGCUCGUGGAGUGCCUGGUGCUGGACGGGACCUUCGUGCUGGAGCUGUUCCGCGGCGCGCUGGAUGGCGGGAAGGGGUUCGAGGACCACCUGGGCUACUCGCGGCACGACCCCAUCUUCGCCAUGCGCGGCGCGAUGCACGCCGUGCGUAACGACAUGAUCCUGCUCGAGAACCAGGUACCGCUGUUCGUGCUCGAUCUCCUGCUCGGGCUCCAGCUCGGCAACCCAGAACAGACCGGCGCCGUCGCCAGCUUGGCCGUGCGGUUCUUCGACCCGCUUAUGCCGACCGACGCCCCGCUGCUCUGCAAGAACCGGUCCAAGCUGGAGUCCUCCGUCGGCUCCGACGCUGCAGCCGCGUUCGACCCGUUGUCGGGUCCGAUGUUCCACUGCCUCGACGUGUUCCGGUGCAGCCUCCUGCUCGCCGGCCUGCAGCCCAUGCCGCCUCCCCCUGCUCGGCUGUGGCUCAAGAAGUUGUCCGGUCUGCGGCGCGUGGCCGACAAGCGGCGGCAGCAGUUUGUGCACUGCGUGUCGGAGCUCAGGGAGGCCGGCAUCUGCUGCCGGCGCCGCAACACGGACCGCUUCUGGGACAUCAAGUUCGAGAACGGCGUGCUCCAGAUCCCGCGCAUCCUCAUCCACGAUGGCACCAAGUCGCUGUUCCUGAACCUGAUCGCGUUCGAGCAGUGCCACAUGGACAUCGCCACCCCGGGCGGCAACAUCGUCACCUCCUACGCCAUCUUCAUGGACAACCUCAUCAACUCGGCGGAGGAUGUCAAGUACCUGCACGACCGCGGCAUCAUCGAGCAUUGGCUCGGUAGCGACGCCGAGGUAGCCGACCUCUUCAACCGGCUCUGCAACGAGGUCGUGUUCGACAUCAACGACAGCUACCUCUCCGGGCUGUCGGACCAGGUGAACAGGUACUACGAGUACAAGUGGAGCACGUGGAUCGCCAGCCUGCAGCACAACUACUUCAGCAACCCGUGGGCGAUCGUCUCCGUCGUCGCCGGUGUGUUCCUGCUGCUGCUCACCAUGACGCAGACCUUCUACAGCGCCUACAGCUACUACCGGCCGAUCCAUUGAUCGCCGGCCAUGGUGCAUGCAAGCUGGUCCAAACGUUGAUCUUUUCUGGAGGGGCAUUGCGCAAUGGGAAUUACUAGUUUGCUGGUUGGAGUGAGACGAUGUUUAUGGUUGACUGCAUUUCAAUUUUAGUUAGUUCUUUGUUAAGGGAAGAUUUCUUCCAUUUGAGUUAUUAUACUUGCUUCCGCGGGAGAGGGGUUUGACCAACAAAUUCUUUUUCAAUAAUGUAUCUUCCCUUCUUUGGAUAUGUAAAGGAUUUGAAUUGGAUAAGGAAAAAUGGUAUUG
Phragmites australis (common reed) is the source of this 2239-nucleotide messenger RNA. RefSeq names its product UPF0481 protein At3g47200-like. Lineage: Eukaryota; Viridiplantae; Streptophyta; Magnoliopsida; Poales; Poaceae. The record is from RefSeq and is a predicted model, not a curated record. The coding region runs from base 116 to 1957 and encodes 613 amino acids. The transcript has a single exon.